This is a messenger RNA of Achroia grisella, 2791 nucleotides long. RefSeq names its product ATP-dependent RNA helicase DDX24-like. Gene Ontology annotation, cellular component: nucleolus. The transcript is spliced from 14 exons. Gene Ontology annotation, molecular function: RNA helicase activity; nucleic acid binding; ATP binding. The record is from RefSeq and is a predicted model, not a curated record. Bases 50 to 2791 code for a protein of 913 amino acids. NCBI's taxonomy places the organism in Eukaryota, Metazoa, Arthropoda, Insecta, Lepidoptera, Pyralidae.
UUCAAAAGGUUAUGUUUUAGGUUAUCUUUGUUUCAGUUGCUUUGGAAACAUGAAUAAAAAUUAUAAAAACAUGAAAUGGGAUACAAUUGCUUUGGAUGGUUUUCCCAUCUCUAUGACAGACAAUUUUCAAGGUUUCGUGGGCCUCGAAGAAUGUACUAGUUACGGAUUUGAUAAGGAAACAAAAAACUGCAUUAAAAAGAAAAAAGGUAAGAAACGCAAGAAUUUAAAGGUUGUGCUUGAAACACCAACAAAGCUGAGUGAAAGUGAAACACUUGAAGUACCAACAAAGAGAGUAAAAUUAAGUCAAGGAUUUACAGUUGAAAAUUGUGAUACAGUAACACCAUCCUUAUCAAAUAAAACAAGAAUCAUAAAUAGGGUUGACAACAGUAAAAAAGUUAAAAUAAAACUUGGAGAAGAUAUUACUGAGGUUGUGUCCGAUUUGACUCCUGAAGAUAUGUUGACUUGGGCUGAAUUUAAACUCCCUGAACCUAUAUUGAAAGCACUUAUGGAGUUGAACUUUAAAAAACCCACAAAAAUCCAAGAGCUGACCUUGCCAGCAGCUAUACAUGGUCGCAGAGAUAUCUUAGGUGCAGCUGAAACUGGGAGUGGCAAAACUCUUGCUUUUGGUCUGCCAAUACUCACUGGUAUUAUGAAAUUAAAGGAAAAAGCUGAUGCUGGUUUAGAUGUUUAUGAAAUACCAUACAAAAAGACAUCAGUGAAAAGAAAGAAUGAAGUGAAUAAAAUAUCUAAACAUGACAAAAAAGAUAAAUGCAAGAGAAAUAAAGAAAUUAAAAAAGAUAAAGAGUCAUCUGAACAUGGUUAUGGAAGUGGUGAUAGUGACAAUGAAGAUAUCAUUGAAGAGAAUACUAAUGCAAAAACAAAAAAAAGUAUUAAAAAUAAAAAUAAUCAAGCCAAUAAGGCUACAAAAAAACAAUCACCAAAAAUAAAUAAAAGAGAUAAAAAUGCAGCUAACGAAUUUAUAGAAGAGUUUGAUGUGCCUAUAAGAAAAAAACAAACAUCUGAUGAAGGCAUAGAUAGUGAUGACAGUGAUAAUUAUGUACAUCUCUCCGAGAUGCUUGACUCAGAUGAUUUAGCUGAUUCAAGUGAUAAUGAAUCUGUAAAUGAUGAUACUCAUACUGAUAAUAAUGAAGUAUCAGAUGAUGAUGUGUCUGACAGUGAUGUAGCGCUUAGUGAAGGUAGUAAUGAUGAGGAAGAAGGUAGUGAAUUUUCAAAUGAUGGAGAUUCUGAAGAUGAAAGUGAAAUGCACCAAAAUGAAGAAGGCAUAGGUUGCGUGAAAGUCAUAGACGAUGUGGAUAUACCUGGACAUAUUGUCGUAAAAACUGGGAAGCCAUUGUAUGCUCUGAUCUUAACACCCACAAGGGAGCUUGCUAUACAGAUCAGCAGGCAUUUAAUUGCAAUAUCUAAAUAUACAGGUAUAAGAGUAGCAACAAUAGUAGGUGGUUUAGCGCCGGUGAAACAGGAGAGGGUUCUGGCGCGGGGACCGGAGGUGGUGGUAGCGACACCUGGACGCCUGUGGGAGCUACUGCAGCAGGGGCAACAGCAUCUACAGCAGUUGGACUGUGUCAAGUUCCUAGCUAUUGACGAAACGGACCGUAUGAUAGAGCGUGGCCAUUUCGAAGAACUGCAGCCUCUGCUGGAACGUUUGAACUCUGAUGACACCAAGCGUAGCAGUCGUCAGAACUUUGUGUUUUCCGCUACACUUACCAUGGUUCACGAGCUGCCUACGCAUAUGAAGGGGAAAAAGGUAACAAAGAGAGGAAAAAUUAUAAAUAGAAAGAUAGAGAAGAUGACGCCUCAGCAGAAGAUCAAGAGACUAGUCGACAUGUUGGGUAUGACAGACCCCAAAGUCGUGGAUAUAACGGCACAAAAUCUAGGUACAUCGGAAACUUUAACAGAGAGUCGAAUAGCGUGCUCAUUGGAACAGAAAGACGCCUAUUUAUACUACAUAGCAAAAAACCACCCCGGAAGGACUAUAGUGUUUUGCAAUUCUAUAGGCUGUGUAAGAAGGUUGGCACAAUUGUUCACUUUGCUGAGUUGUCCUUUACUGCCUCUCCAUGCUAGUAUGCCGCAAAGACAGCGCCUGAAGAAUCUAGAACGGUUCAGGGAUGAUCCGCACGGGGUGCUGGUGGCGACGGAUGUGGCUGCUCGAGGGUUGGACAUCCCCAAUGUGGAUCACGUCAUACAUUACCAAGUGCCAAAGACUGCUGAGAAUUACGUACAUCGCAGCGGACGGACGGCUCGUGCCAACAAGGAGGGUCUUACCAUACUCAUGAUGGAGCCAUCCGAGGCAUACCUUUAUGCGAAGUUGUGUAAAACGCUCAACAAAACAUCCGAACUGCCAACGUUCCCGGUGCCCGCGCACGCUCUACCACCCCUCAAAGAGCUGAUGACGACAGCGCGAGAGGUGGAUGCUCUUCUGCUGAGGAGACGAAGAACUGCACAAGCGCAGGGCUGGCGAGACAAGCUGGCCAAGGAGAUGGACAUGAUCAUCGACGACGAUGACCUUCCCGUUCAAAACGUGGACCCUUCAAUAGAUAAAGCCUUGAAAUCCAAGAAGAGGCAGCUGGCGUCGCUUCUCUCAAGGCCCAUGUUUCCUCGAGGUUUCUCAUUCAAGUACCCAACAUUGAACGACCCAGCAAUGUUUGCCAAAAGUGAUGAUAACGCGUUGCAGGUAAUGAAGAAAGCCAUUCAAUCGGGAGAACUGAAAAAAGAGAAAAGAAAAAGCAAAAACGCUCCGCUACUGAAACUUCAGAAAACUUUAAGGAAAUAA